Trifolium pratense (red clover) is the source of this 2589-nucleotide messenger RNA. Its product is annotated as probable serine/threonine-protein kinase PBL9. The record is from RefSeq and is a predicted model, not a curated record. Gene Ontology annotation, molecular function: ATP binding; protein kinase activity. The coding region runs from base 782 to 2011 and encodes 409 amino acids. Gene Ontology annotation, biological process: protein phosphorylation. Lineage: Eukaryota; Viridiplantae; Streptophyta; Magnoliopsida; Fabales; Fabaceae. The transcript has 7 exons.
AGCAUAAAAGCAACAAGUUGAAGGGUGCCAAACCAAACACCAAUUGACAGCUUAUGUAGCAUUUUCUAAAGAAAGUUGGUGUUUGUUUGCAAAUCACAUUAAAUUAAAUUAAGUGCUUAUUUGAAUUCACAGUAAAUUUGACAGAAUCACGGUAAAACAGUGUAAUUUUGGUAUAAAAUUUUUACAAAAUAAUGAUAUUAUCGUGAAUUUGUUGAAUUCGUCACCAAUACAGACAGACAUACUUCAUACAGUACUUAGGAUAUGCUUUUGUCUUAACUCUCCGUUUUUAGAAGAAAAUGACUUUGGUAGUGGAAAGUGUGAUAAGAGAAGGUUGAUGAUUGUUCUGAUCAGAAUUUGAAGUGUAUUUUUAUCAAGAUCACCGGUAUUUGGUCUGUUAGAUUGUCUAAUCUGUUUCGAAUGUCAGUUCUGGCAUCAAGUGAUUUCAGCCAUCUUCAGAUCGCAGUUGCAAGGGUCGAACCGUGAUCUUCCCUAUCAAGUACAGCGUUAGUCACCACUAAACUAACUAACUAUCAGAUUUGAUAAUGAGAUAAACUCAUUAAUCACUUGAACUUGAUCUAAUUAAUUGUGUUAUCUUGAAGAAGGGUCCGUUCUACUAUUUGAUUUCAUGAAUGAGUGUCACUAUGAUGUGAGUCUGUCACCAUAACAUACCCACCUUCCUUGUUCCUUUCCAACUCUUUCUAAUCCCACCUUUUCAUUUACUUACCCCAAAAACAAGUUGUGUAUUGCAUAUAGCUGUCUUGAGGGAACAAGGCUCUACAACAUGGGAGUUUGUUUGAGUGCUCAAAUCAAAGCUGAAAGUCCUUAUAACACUGGGUUAAAUUCAAAGAACUCUAAUUCAGCUGGAAAUGAUCUGAGCAGUACAAAUAGUAAGGUUUCAACUGGAUCAGUACCUCAGACUCCUCGAAGCGAGGGUGAGAUCUUGAAAUCAACCAAUGUAAAGAGCUAUACCUUAGCAGAACUUAAGUCGGCCACUAGAAAUUUUCGUCCGGAUAGUGUGUUAGGAGAAGGUGGUUUUGGAUCAGUUUUUAAGGGAUGGAUUGAUGAGAAUUCAUUGGCACCUGCUAAACCUGGUACUGGCAUUGUUAUUGCUGUUAAAAGACUUAAUCAAGAAAGCUUCCAGGGUCACAGGGAGUGGUUGGCUGAAGUCAACUAUCUUGGACAGUUUUCUCAUCCUCAUUUGGUGAGAUUGAUUGGUUAUUGUCUUGAAGAUGAACACCGCCUUCUCGUCUAUGAGUUUAUGCCCCGUGGAAGUUUGGAGAACCACUUGUUCAGGAGAGGCUCGUAUUUUCAACCUCUUUCUUGGAGCCUCCGUCUGAAGGUUGCCCUUGAUGCUGCAAAAGGGCUUGCAUUUCUGCACAGCUCUGAAACGAAAGUGAUAUAUAGAGACUUUAAGACUUCAAAUAUCUUGUUGGAUUCUGAUUAUAACGCAAAGCUUUCUGAUUUCGGGUUGGCAAAGGAUGGUCCAACAGGUGACAAAAGCCACGUCUCUACCCGAGUAAUGGGAACCUAUGGGUACGCGGCUCCUGAAUAUCUAGCCACAGGUCAUCUUACUACUAAGAGUGAUGUUUAUAGUUACGGAGUUGUCCUGCUGGAAAUGUUAUCUGGUAAGAGGGCAGUUGACAAGAAUAGACCAUCUGGACAACACAGCUUGGUGGAAUGGGCUAAACCGUAUCUCGCUAACAAACGUAAGGUUUUCAGUGUGUUAGACAGCCGACUCGAAGGACAAUAUUCAUCAGAUGAGUCCUACAGGGUAGCCACACUUGCUCUGCGAUGCCUAUCAACAGAAUCCAAGUACAGGCCCAACAUGGAUGAAGUUGUUAGAAUAUUGGAGCAGCUCAAGGUUCCUAAUGUGAAUGUAGGCAAUCAAAGGCGUUAUCGGAGAAAAAGUGCUGAUGAUGUUACCCAUGCAAGGACUCACAAAAAAUCUUGUGCGAGUGCGAGAGCUCACACAUCUUAUCCCCGUCCUUCGGCAUCUCCUCUCUAUGCUUGAAAUUGAAGAUCCGCAACCUUCAAACUUGGCAGAACUGAAUGUCCUGUGGCCAGACCAGGGAAAGCACCGUGCAUCAUUCGCUGGCGAUCUUGUUCAUUAAUACAUGAACCUCUUUAGCUAAUAGACUGUACAUAUCAUAUUUCAGCUAAUAUAUUAAGAACCAAGCUUCUCUUAACUUUUCCAGGUGAGAUUUGCUAAUGUUCAACAAUUAAUAUUGAGUGUAUUCUGAUUUCUGAGCUAUGUAGCACCGACACUUCACAUUAAGGCUGUCUGAGAGAUGUCAAGUGUUUAACAUGACACCAACAUAUGUGUGGUUACAUUUACUUUUUCAAUCUUCUCAAAUUAUUGUCAGUAUCAACAUGUCAAUACUGACAACAAUUUGACAUGUCAAUGUUGUGUCCAUGUAUGUGUCUGUGUCAACGCUUCAUAGAUUUUGUUUGAGUUCUGUCAAAUGUUUGUAACUGCUAAAAGUAGUUGGGAACGGAAGAGAAGGUACUUUUGUAUAAUUGCUAUGGUUAGCUCAUUUUUUGUUAUAGUAUUUAUUGGGCUGGUGUGGUUUUUCCUAAUCUAUUUUGUAA